Messenger RNA from Cajanus cajan (pigeon pea), 1380 nucleotides. RefSeq names its product BURP domain protein RD22. NCBI's taxonomy places the organism in Eukaryota, Viridiplantae, Streptophyta, Magnoliopsida, Fabales, Fabaceae. The record is from RefSeq and is a predicted model, not a curated record.
CAUCAUUUGAUCACUUCUCCAAAUACCAAAUAUGAAGUUUCACAUUCUUCCCAUUGUUACUUUUCUCAUGGUUGUUAUGGCAACUAAUGCUGCAUUACCUCCUGAAUUUUACUGGAAGUCCAUGCUUCCCACCACACCAAUGCCGAAAGCCAUCACUGAUUUGCUACACCCUGGUUGGAGAGAAGAGAAAGACGCCUCUGUAGGUGUAGGGAACGGUAGUGUAAAUGUUGGUGUAGAAAAGGGAAACCAAGGACAAGGAGGUGGCACUGAUGUUAAUGUUGGUGGAGGAAACGGUGGAGUGAAUGUGCACACAGGCCCAAAGGGAAAGCCCGUGCAUGUUGGAGUGGGCCCACACUCUCCAUUUGAUUACAAUUAUGCAGCCAGCGAUAACCAAUUACGUGAUCACCCCAAUGUGGCACUCUUCUUCUUGGAAAAGGACUUGCAUCAUGGAACAAAAUUUAACUUACACUUCACUCACACCUUAAACGUUGAUGCCACAUUCUUGCCUCGCAAAAUUGCUGACUCCAUACCCUUUUCAUCAAACAAGGUCAGUGACAUACUCAACAAGUUCUCCAUCACGCCAGGCUCAGAUGAGGCUCAAACUGUUAAGAACACAGUGAGUGAGUGUGAAGAGCGUGGCAUCAAAGGAGAGGAGAAGCGUUGCGUGACUUCACUCGAGUCCAUGGUUGAUUUCGCCACUUCCAAGCUCGGGAACAGUGUUGAUGCUUUUUCCACGGAAGUGAGAAAAGAGAGCGAGUUUCAAGAAGAAUACAGAAUAGCAGGAUCAGGGGUUAAGAAGUUGGGUGGGGAGAAGGGUGUUGUGUGCCACAAAGAGAGUUACCCUUAUGCGGUGUUCUAUUGUCACAAAUCAGAUAGCACCAAAGUUUAUUCUGUUCCGUUGGAGGGUGCUGAUGGAAGCAGAGUCAAAGCGGUUGCAGUGUGUCACACUAACACGUCACCUUGGAAUCCCAAACAUUUGGCUUUCAAAGUGCUUAAGGUUCAACCAGGGGCUGUUCCUGUUUGCCACUUUCUACCUCGGGAUCAUGUUGUCUUUGUUCCCAAGUAGAAACGCAAAGCCCUAUUUGUGAUGUUGAAUAAUUAGGCAGUUUUUAUAGCAAUAAGUGAGUUAUAACUCUGAAUCGUAGUAUUUGCAUUAUGUUAACCAACAUUGUCAGCAUGUUAGUUUUUACAGUUGUACGCAUGUUAUAUUUGCUAGUAAUGUAUUACGUAUGCUAAUAUGUGCUAUGAUGAAGCUUUUUCAUUCUCGUGUGUCUACGGACUUCGAGUUGUUUGUAAUUUGCUAAUCAUUGUUUAUUCCACUGUUUUUACAUAUUUUUAUUAGAAAAAUAAAAAUAGAUACAGCAUGUGUUGGAAUGAGUA